CAAAUGUCUUGUAAUUUUUGAAGCGGUAAAUUUUGAAGUGUAAAUAAAUUUUGUAAACAAAUGGCCAAAUUCUACUCUGAAAAAGAGUGGUUAAGCCAUUCUCAAGAAUCUAGAAACCCUUGGUCAACGUCCUGUACAUAUAUCGAUGUUGGAUCUUUGGGAAAAGUGAUUUACUUGGCGGAACGAACUGGACAGUUACCAAAGGUUUUGUGUUGUUUAUGAGCGUGUUAUUGGCUUAUUGCCUAAAAUGGGCUAUUACAUUUAAUACCCGUACCCCCCCCCCUGUCGAGGACAUCAUUUUCCAAGGGGGAAAUUAGUAAUUUUUUCCAGAGGGGUAAUUGGGGAAAAUGGAAGAAAAAUGCUCUUUCCAGAGGGGUUAAAAAGCAAAAAUGCACUUCCAGAGGGGGCUCAAGUCUCUUCCAGAGGGGUCAAUUACACAUAUUUUUUUGCAUUCCAGAGGGGUAAAAUCCCCCAAAGCAGAGGUCCUCGACAGGGGGGGUUUGGUUUUUUAAUGUAAUAGCCCAAUGGGUGGUCUAUACCGUUUAUAUUGGAUAGCUCUGUCAGCUCUGAACUGUUCUUCCUAGAGGUCCAGUAUAAAGGGCCAUCCUUUGUUGAUCCAGUGUUACUACAUGCAUAGAAUAAACUGGAAUACCUAGAGUCUAGAGAAUCUGUAGUGUUUGCUUUUGUCUGAGGUUCAAAUUUGACUUUCGCUACCAUUAACCAAUAACAUUUGUUUAAUCUACCCAACUAACCUAAUCACAAGUAUACUCAGCAAAAGGUAGUGAAAGUCAAGUCUGAACCUUUCUAUUGUCAAACUGGAAGCACUCUUCCCUCAUGGCAGAGGGAAUCAAAUUCUAAUCAGACAACUGCAUAUGUGGAACUGGACCUUGUCACGGAGGUACUAACCACUGUAUGACCAUUCACUGACUAGCACCCUAGAGUAAGGCACAAAAUGCAGGAUGGUAGACAGUUCUGUUUUUUUUUUGCAUCUUACAGGAAUGUGAGGAAGAUGGCCAGGAUGAAAUAAGAGCAAGAAUAAAAUCUCCGUCAAUAAAGUUGAUUGAGCAGAUUGAGAUCUUGGGCAAUUUAGUAACAGAAUUACACAAGGUGAAAUUGAUACAUGAUUAGUACUGCGGUCAAUAUGUUAUACAUUCGCUAGCAUACUCACAAACAGCUAUUCAUUGCUCAUUCAUAAAACAGAGGCUGAAUUAGGUUAACUAAAUAACUGUUCAAAUUAGGCUGAGUUGGUGUUUUUUGUUCCUAGGUAAAAGAAAAAAUUCACCACCAUCACUUGGAAGAAGAAACUAAAGAUUUAACAGAUCCAAGUAUUCUUGGUGAGAACUAAACAAACUUGUUAUCACUUCUAAAUUGUUCUCCCUGAUGGUCCAGUGAGUGGAUUGUAUUCAGCAACUGGGCACAACAUGAAUUUGAAAUGUGCCUCACAGAGAUAUACAUGCACUAACCACAAACACCCAACUUAUUUUUCAGAUGAAAAGACAAAAAAGAUGGAAGAGCUAGCGUUACAUUUCUCAGCAAUUGUUGACAAGAAGGAAGAACUCGUCAAAAGACUACAACAACCAUUUGUUGGCGACUACAUCAAUAUUGAUGCAGACUUUCAGAGGUACAAGAAAUCACAACCCAACAACUUCCUGUAAAAUGUUUCAUGCUAUAAAACUAUUUAAUAUUGCUGCCUGGGUUAGCUGUGAUGUUUCUAGCCUGCAAGCAGGCUGUUUAGGGUGGGUGAGCCUGCAUUAUAGGUUGUUCACUACCUGUAUGUGAAACAGCAAGUCUUAUCCUAACUAUAAUGCCUCAGAAUGAAUCUAGGAUAAUUAAAUUUUUCAUUUCAGAUAUGUCGUGGAUGCCAUACCUUGUCUUGCAAGUGUUCUCAGUAACCUAACAACUUACAUGGAAAAUUUAACAUGGAGUACUCAAUUCUCUUUGGAAAAUGGUGAAAUGGUAAGGAAUGAAAUGGGUGGUCCAUGAUCCACUUUUUUAAUAUAAAACAGAAAUUCAUGUACACUUUGGUGUACCUAUUUUUUAUCUGAUGUGGAGCCUUUGUUGCCCGUCCGUUUUUCCGCCUGCGUGCCGUUCUCCCGCCUUAAUUCCCCCACCUGCAAGUCCUGUAAUCCACUUUCAGAGAUUCAGUAAUCAUGAAUAUUUUCCUUUUCUCACAGGAGAAGAUUCUUGCAAGUGUUUCCACAGUUUUGGCACAGAUGCAAAGUUACUUUCAAAGCCUGUGUACUUCAAGAAAUCUUAUGCCAAAAAUACUUAACGAAGUUAGAGCAACCAAGAAAUGAUCCAAUUAUUACUGUAGUAUUUGUAUAAAUAUGUAUUUAGUUAUAUAAGAUGAAUUUAGAAUAAAUCAUAUUAUAUUUUGGGUUUGACCGACCAUUAAGAAAUCCAGAGAUCCCAUUUUUUCCAGCUUUGCUGAUCAGAAAACGACGUUCGAAUAAUGUGGACAUCCGAAAAAUUAAAUUAUUCUUUUUAUAUUUCACACAACGAGACCUACAUUCUUCAUCAUCAAACAUUAUCUUCUUCAUCAUCAAACAUUAUCUUCUCCAUCAUCAUACAUUGAUUGUGGCUUUUUCAUCCAGUUUUCCUUCAAACACUUUUAACUUUGGUUCAACUUCUUCCUGCAAAAACUUUGUAACCUGC
Paramuricea clavata is the source of this 2655-nucleotide messenger RNA. The record is from the annotation of a GenBank genome assembly. Lineage: Eukaryota; Metazoa; Cnidaria; Anthozoa; Malacalcyonacea; Plexauridae.